GUUUGACCAAAUCAGUUCUCAAACAAUAUCAGUACUCGCAACAACACUGUACAAUAUACAAUUUUACAACAUUUUUAAUGCUGUGAGCGGAUAAUCAAGAACUUUAUAAAUUAUGGCUACAAGAAUAAAAGUAAUGGGUCUGUGCCCAUAUUGUAAUCGUCAUGUGGCCAAGGACUUAAGACCUAUCAACAUGCUGUCCGCACAGGAUGCCAAAAGGAUUUCUAGACUAUUAAACGAUGUGCAGCCGCCACUUCACUUGGAAUCCGAGGAGGAGAUGCAAGAUCAGGAGGAAAAAGUACUAGGUAAUAUAACCAGAAAAGAGCGAGUUUCCAAGAUAAGUGGAAGGAACAUUUCUGUAAAGAAGUUAAAAGCCAAGAAAACUAUAAAAGCUCCACUCUCCCAGAGUAAAUCGAAGAUAGAUACCAGGAGCAAAAAAUCAAUGCUUACGAAGAGGAAGAAAGAAAUUUUAAAGAUGUAUACACCUAAAAAAAUCGAAUCAAAAAAACCAACGCGAAUGUCAAACAGAAAGAGCCGUAUUCAAGACGCUUUAGAUUGCGAGAAGAAAAUGGAAGAAGAUUCUUGCCCACAGGAGAAUUUAAAAAAAGAAACAAGUUCACCAGAAAACGCGGAAGAAAGUUCCUGCAUCCCGAAGGAAUUGAAUAAAAGUCAUAGUGUACUGGAGGAAUCGGUUACAGAUAAUGAUCCCUGCGCCCAGGAGGAGCUUAAUGAAAGUUACGAUUCACAGGAUAAAUUGGAAGAAAAUGAUGACCCGAAGGGAUCUGCGAAGGAGGAUAAUCUAGAAAGUUUAGACGCGAUCACUGGAUGUGUAUUGGGGUUGGUAGAGAAGGAGUUUGAGCGUGAUCCGGACUGCAGUGAAUCAUCCGAGACUUUGGAGGGAAAUGCCGAGGUCAUUGUGGCCAUGCUGAACGAGGAGCAGGAUAUGAUGCAGAAGAUUAGAAAGCGGUCCUCGCAGUGUUCUUCGAGGGAGAGCGAUGAGCCGCCUGCUAAGAAGCGCAAAUGUUAGUGCGAGACCAAUGUAGUUAUAUUUUGUUGCCUUUUCAAAAUCAACAGUCAUACCGUUUGGGCGCCCACGUGCUGACCUUUUUACACCAUCCACCACUCGGCACAAUAAACCUUCCCUUUUGAGCA
Messenger RNA from Drosophila simulans, 1149 nucleotides. RefSeq lists its product as uncharacterized. The record is from RefSeq and is a predicted model, not a curated record. NCBI's taxonomy places the organism in Eukaryota, Metazoa, Arthropoda, Insecta, Diptera, Drosophilidae. The transcript has a single exon. Bases 113 to 1024 code for a protein of 303 amino acids.